Drosophila suzukii is the source of this 1868-nucleotide messenger RNA. RefSeq names its product UDP-glycosyltransferase family 49 member B2 (gene Ugt49B2). Lineage: Eukaryota; Metazoa; Arthropoda; Insecta; Diptera; Drosophilidae. Gene Ontology annotation, molecular function: UDP-glycosyltransferase activity. The record is from RefSeq and is a predicted model, not a curated record.
CCCCGCAGAAAAAUGGUGUGGUAUAUAAAAACUUCUGCCAAGAUUGUUCCCAGUGCAGUGUACCUGUGUCUCGCGAGUGCUUAAAAUAUAAAAAAAAAUGAUACUAAUUAUAAAGUUGCUUCUCUUGAGCUUUUUGGGAAUUGGAGAUGGAGCCCGCAUUCUGGCACCAUUUUUCUCACCUACACCAAGCCAUUAUAUGAUGACAAAUGCGAUUAUAAGAGAACUGGUAAAACGUGGACAUGAGGUCACAUUCAUAACUCCGUUUUCGUUGGCCAAGGAAAACUUGGGGCCAAACUACAGGGAAAUUCUUUUGCACCAUUAUGACUCAUGGGAAGAUGUUUCUGCAAAGAUGAAUACAAAAUCGGCGCUGGAUAUGAUUGACUUGUCAGGGAUGACACACAUGCGUCUGGCCCAACACAUUGGUAUCCAAUCAACGGAUUUUGCACUGGCCCAUCCGGAAGUUCAGGAUCUAAUUUACGCCAAAGAUAAGAUCGGUAAAUUCGAUCUUCUCCUUGCGGCACAGUUCUACAAUGAGGGUGCUCUUAUGCUCGGCCAUCUCUACCAAGUACCCGUCAUUACCGUAGCAGCCUUUGCCUAUGCCAACUACUUUAGCAAAAUCUUUGGCUCUAUAAAUCCCUUAUCAUACGUCCCGAAUACUGUAACGGGACGCACCGAUAGAAUGACAUUGUGGGAGCGAUUGGAAAAUGUAGUAUUUAGCACUGCUGAGGAUGUGCUUCGGGAAGUCUCCUACUACCCGGCCCAGGAUGCCAUUAUCGAGAAGUAUUUUGGCAAGUUAUUACCAGAAGUGCCGACGGUUAAGCAAUUGGAACGAAACAUCUCGGUCUUACUAAUAAACAGCUAUAUGCCGCUGACAUAUCCGAGACCAAUGGCCUUGAGCAUGAUUUCGGUGGGAGGACUGCAUAUCCAGCCACCUAGAGAUCUGCCAGCAAACAUAAAAAAGUUCCUUGAUGAUGCAGAGUUCGGUGCUAUCUACUUUAGUUUGGGAUCUCAAUUGCGCAGUGCUGACAUGUUACCCGAAAAAAUAAAGAUGUUCCUAGGAGUCUUUGGCAGCUUAAAACAACGUGUCCUUUGGAAAUUCGAAAGCGACCAGUUGUCGAAUAUUCCCGACAAUGUCAGGAUUGAAAAGUGGUUACCCCAGUCCGAUAUAUUGGCCCAUCCGAAUGUUAGAGUUUUCAUUGCACAUGGCGGACUCUUCGGAUUGCAAGAGGCAGUUUAUCACGCGGUUCCGGUGAUCGGAAUGCCCUUCUUUUUUGAUCAGGCUCUGAACAUAAAAGCGGGCCAGGCUGCUGGAUUUGCCAUUGGCUUGGACUAUCGGACAAUUUCGGAAGAUCUGCUGAAAUCUGCACUCAAUGAACUGCUGACAAAUCGCAAGUUUAAAACCAAUAUGGAUAAAGCAUCCCGGAUUUUUCGCGAUCGUCCACUUGGCGCUAUGGACACGGCCAUUUACUGGAUAAAUUAUGUAAUAGAACACCGGGGAGCACCGCAUAUGGUGGCAGCAGGAGUUCAUCUUCGCUGGUACCAGUUUUAUUUGCUGGAUGUCUCCUUGAUUAUACUGAUAAUUACUGUAUUGUCUCUUUUGACUUUGUAUGCCAUUUAUAAAAGGCUGAAAUCGUUGCGUGGUAAAGAAUCCUUUGAUAAAAAGACAAAAUCGGAAUAAAUAUAAAGUAACGUUUAUUGUUUCACUAAAAAUAAUUGAAUUACUUUUACGCAGCUCUUGAAAGAAAAUUCGAAAGCCUAAUUUGUAUUAUUAUAAUGUAAUUGUAAUUAUAAUGCAACAGGUCAAAACAAUAAAAAUAAGAAAGUGAGUUUUUGAGCCAUUUUAAUAACAAAUUAAGACAGUCCCCACA